AUGAGGUCCAACAUAGCUUGCCAAAGAUGCAGGAAGAGAAAAAUCAAGUGUGACAAUGCUGAUACCAGCUUCAACACUCCAUGCAACGCGUGCAUCCGAACAGGGCACGUUUGCGACCAUCCAGAAGCCGCAACGAGAUCAGGUAAAAGGGCAGCACCGAAACCCACAUCAGAGGAUGAAAGAGUUGGACAGCCUGGUUCGAAAAUGGUCAAGAAGCCCAAGCAUGUAUUUUGGUUGGAUGAAACCAAUGUCCUCGAGGAGGUCUUGUCCAUGCCGUGCCUGUCACGCAAAUUAUGGUUUGAGCUCUUUGACCUAUACCAGUUGCACUUCGCUGCGGAGCUUCCCUUCAUGCAUCUACCGACGCUGAAGAGCAUCGUACACGACAAAGAGGCUCAGGCUCCGUCAACGGAUGCCAAACUAGCAUUGUUGGCCAUCUUGACACUUACAGCGAGGUUACAUCCCGACUUAGUCAGGUUCGUUUCACAUCGCAAUCUUGUGGAGAUCGAAGGCUCAAAACGUCACAAUCCUCUUCUCGGCACGGGUUCUUUUGCCGCUUCUGAAUACUUCGCAGAUCGCCUGAUAGGAGCGUUGGGGCCUCUCGAAUGUGCUCUGACAAAAGGAUCCGUCGCGCGGAUCCAAGUCUUUCUGACACUCAGUCGGUAUAGAUGGAGCCAACCUGAUGGCGGUCCGGCCGCGUGGAUGUAUCUUGGGGUGGCCAUUCGUAUGGCUCAGGGCCUGGGACUGAACGCCGGUGGCAAGCACCUUAAGAUACAGAGGACUGAACUAGCAACGAAAUCACCGAAGGCAACCCAUCUCUCUCCGAAUUCACGGACAGAGCAGGAGAUCAACCGCCGAACGAUGUUCAGUUGCCUUAUCCUUGAUUGCUUUCUAUCGGCCGGACACGGGCGGGUUUCGACGAUGUCUCUCGGCGGCUUACAGAUUCAACUGCCAUCUGACGAAUACUCAUUCAAUGUCGGCCGUCCGUCCGGUGUGCACUGCCAUCCUGACGCUGCUCUCCUGUCCUACAAUCACAUCGCUUGCGAAAAUACAUCAGGAGCGUAUUGUAAUUACCUACCGUUUUAA
This is a messenger RNA of Colletotrichum lupini, 1083 nucleotides long. RefSeq names its product fungal specific transcription factor. The record is from RefSeq and is a predicted model, not a curated record. Gene Ontology annotation, molecular function: DNA-binding transcription factor activity, RNA polymerase II-specific; DNA binding; zinc ion binding. NCBI's taxonomy places the organism in Eukaryota, Fungi, Ascomycota, Sordariomycetes, Glomerellales, Glomerellaceae. The transcript has a single exon. The coding region runs from base 1 to 1083 and encodes 360 amino acids. Gene Ontology annotation, cellular component: nucleus. Gene Ontology annotation, biological process: DNA-templated transcription; regulation of DNA-templated transcription.